Molecule: messenger RNA, 794 nt
Organism: Cadophora gregata
Lineage: Eukaryota; Fungi; Ascomycota; Leotiomycetes; Helotiales; Ploettnerulaceae
Exons: 3
Coding region: 32-532 (166 amino acids)
Biological process (GO): mycotoxin biosynthetic process
Source: RefSeq, a predicted model, not a curated record
UCCAAUCUUGGGCAGGAUAGUUGUUUCUUUUAUGCCAGCAUCUAGAACUCUUUGUGCGAUAAGACGCAGCUGGUCAGAAUUUGCAAAAUACGUUUCCAUACCGAAAGAGCAAGUUGAGAAUUUCAAAGAUGAAGAGGUCGAGACACGCAAAUCGAUUUGUGCUUCUCCUCGGAUCUGGUGGUGUCCCCUUGUGGUUCUCGGAAUACUCAACAUAUCAUGGAGCAUCUUCUUGCUUACACGCGCUCAGAAUUUGCCGAUAGAGCAAUCUUCACCAGCAGCUACAAAAGAAGUGGUAUUCACAGAAUUGCAACAUCUGGAUGGGCCUCAUUCCAAAGAGGAUGACCUCGCCUGGAAGGAUUUAGGUCCCAAAUCGAACUUUUUUACACUAGCCCAAGGCUCCAAGCGUUAUGGAUUUGAGCCAGGGGAGAUGAUAAACGACAGCAACUACACAGUUUCGAUGUUUCAUGAAUUACAUUGUUUGGUUGGUAUCCCUAUCUCAGCUCUUCAUCCACACAGAAAGCUGAAAACCUGACAGGUGAUGUUUCGUGAAAGCUAUUAUUCUGUUGUUGGAGGGGCCGUGUUGCCGAAACAUCUGCGUGAUGCGGACAGUCAUUUCGUCCAUUGUUUUAAUUACGUCAAACAAAGUGUUCUAUGCAGAGGCGAUUUGACACUGGAACCAAGGUCAGCAGAACCGCACUUUGACGGCGAUGCUACUAGCCUACAUCAAUGUGCGGACUGGGAAAAAGGUAUCGAAUGGAUAUAUAUCCAGCAUGUCUAGAUAAAAAUAAAGUAAC